This is a messenger RNA of Staurois parvus, 295 nucleotides long. The record is from the annotation of a GenBank genome assembly. NCBI's taxonomy places the organism in Eukaryota, Metazoa, Chordata, Amphibia, Anura, Ranidae.
UGCCACCUGUCAGUUUCCAUCAAUGCCAGCUGUCAGUGCUCAUCAAUGCCACCUGCCAGUGCCCAUCAGUGCUACAUCACAGUGCACAUCAAUGUCACAUAUCAGUGCCCAUCUGAGCUGCCUUUCAGUGCCAGUCAGUGCCACCUAUCAAUGCCUGUCAGUGCCACCUAUCAGUGCUGCCAAUCAGUGCCCGUCAGUUCCGCCAAUCAGUGUCGCCUAUCAGUGCGCAUCAGUGCCGCCUAUUAGUGCCGAUAUCAGUGCCACCUAUCAGUGCUGCCUAUCAGUGCCCAUCAGU